GGGUUUUACUUGCCUUGCCUUGCCUUGUGUGCCACGCUGGACCAAGUUAGACCAGCAGCAUUCCAGCACCGAAGUCUCUUUGCGUUCGAAGGCAUGUAAACAACAACAACAACAACAACACGCGUAUAAAAAUAACUGACCAGUUCCCUCCACGGCAUUGUCAAAAACGAAACCUCAACCCGGUAAAUAUUCCACCACAAAGUGGCCCAUCUUGUUCCCCAAAACCCCUUCCUUACUACACUACCUAACUACCUCUUACUUUCCCAAAAUCUAAACCACAACAUCCACCUACUCACGUCUACCACAAAAACAAUGUUCCUCUCCCUCACCAGCACCAUCACCGCCGCUCUCCUGAGCAAUAGCCCGAGCAAUAAUAGACUCAACAACAACCUUGCUCAUCACCAGCAGCAGCCUCCGACAGUCUUGUCAAUCCCAACAACUUGCCACCUGAAAACGCUUGCGACACCAUGCUUCACUCACACGUCCACGACGAACCCGCGCUAUUGUCCCAAGAUGGUCUGCCCCCAGCCUACGCCUGCGCUUGCGCCUACGCUUACGCCUACGCCUACUGCUGGGCCCAUGGCUUGUCCGUUGUAUAUAAGGGUUACUACUGUUGAGGUUCCGUGCAGAAACGACUGCUGUCCGACUACGCCGACGGUGUUGGUGACGAAGCCGUGUCCGAGUUGUGUUACUGGGUGUGUGGUGCCGACGGAGACGGUUACAGUGACCGCGACGGGGUGCGAGGGGAGUGGGAGUAG
Messenger RNA from Neurospora tetraspora, 758 nucleotides. RefSeq lists its product as uncharacterized. Lineage: Eukaryota; Fungi; Ascomycota; Sordariomycetes; Sordariales; Sordariaceae. The annotation marks the transcript as partial. The transcript is spliced from 2 exons. The record is from RefSeq and is a predicted model, not a curated record.